AGAUGAAUUACCAAAUGCUAACGUUACCAUUUGACACUACAUUUAAGAUACCGCUUACAUUAUUAUUAUUUGUUUUUUACUUUACAGAGAUGAAACGUAUAUAGGCAAUUUUUCAUUUGAGUGAGGCACAUGGGGAGAUAGGCAAAGGCAAUCUUUUACAAAGGCUAAUUUGUAACCACUAUUUUUGUGGUGCUGUUGUCGCUUCUCCAAGCCUUUUGAUCUAACCGCCGUACUAAAAGCAUGUUCGAUCCUCCCAUCUGUCAGAUUUCUGGCAAAUCAUAGAGCAGCCCCCAUGCAAGUGAGUUUUCGCUGAACAAGAAACUAGUUUUUUUUUGUCCACCAUGGCAAAGCAGUAUGACGUUUUGCUUAGGUUGCUACUUUUAGGAGAUUCCGGGGUUGGAAAGACCUGUUUGUUGUGCAGGUUCACGGAUAAUGAAUUCCAUUCGUCGCAUAUCUCUACACUUGGAGUGGAUUUCAAAAUGAAAACAUUAAAAAUAGAUGGCAUUAAAGUGCGCGUACAGAUCUGGGAUACUGCUGGCCAGGAACGGUACCAGACCAUCACCAAGCAGUACUACAGACGGGCACAGGGUUUUAUCCUGGUGUAUGACAUCACUAGUUCCCGUUCCUUUCAGCACAUUGUGAAGUGGGCUAGCGAUGUGGAUGAGUUUGCACUUGACAAGGUGCAGAGGAUCCUGGUGGGGAACAAGGCUGAUGAGGAGCAGAAGAGGAAAGUGCCUAAAGAACAAGGGAACAAGCUCGCAAAAACCUACGGAAUGGAGUUCUUUGAGACAAGUGCCUGCACCAACUGCAACAUAAAUGAGUCGUUCAGCCGGUUGACAGAGCUGGUCCUGCAUGCUCACAAGAAAGACAUGGAUGCCUUCCAGGGUUCAAUGAAUAAAUACCUAGACAUGACUUAUCUGGAGGGAGAGCAGGACAAAGAGGACAACUCCCAGAAGGCCUGCGCAUGUUAGCAUGAGGCAAAACUCUCAACCUGGGAGUGUUUGGAUAAAAUAUUUAGUUUUUGCAAUACCUCUGGCCCUGUGACAUAAUGGCAAUGAAAUGAUGAUUAACUUAUUAAAUCUGUGAGGACAGUUGAGUCGGAAGAUUACAUACACCUUAGCCAAAUACAUUUAAAUUCAGUUUUUCACAAUUUUUUUCAGUUUUUCACAUUAAAUCCCAAGUAAAAAUUCCCUGUUUUAGGUCAGUUAGGACCACCAC
Oncorhynchus gorbuscha (pink salmon) is the source of this 1218-nucleotide messenger RNA. Its product is annotated as ras-related protein Rab-15-like. NCBI's taxonomy places the organism in Eukaryota, Metazoa, Chordata, Actinopteri, Salmoniformes, Salmonidae. The transcript is spliced from 7 exons. The record is from RefSeq and is a predicted model, not a curated record. Bases 342 to 971 code for a protein of 209 amino acids. Gene Ontology annotation, molecular function: GTPase activity; GTP binding.